Molecule: messenger RNA, 642 nt
Organism: Dendronephthya gigantea
Lineage: Eukaryota; Metazoa; Cnidaria; Anthozoa; Malacalcyonacea; Nephtheidae
Product: ryncolin-1-like
Exons: 3
Coding region: 1-642 (213 amino acids)
Source: RefSeq, a predicted model, not a curated record
AUGGUUGAAGUGGUAUUUAACAGUGCUAAAGAGGAUGGUGUUUAUACCAUCGAUCCUGAUGGCCUGGGGUCGUUUCCAGUCAGAUGUGAUAUGAGCACAGGCGGGAGUGGUUGGACUGUGUUCCAAAGAAGACAAGAUGGAAGUCAAGAUUUCUUCCUUGGGUGGUCAGACUAUAAAGCUGGCUUUGGUAAUUUGAGUGGCGAGUUCUGGUUGGGCCUCGAGAAAAUUCAUCGUUUGUCCAAAUCUAGCCAAAAUGUUCUAAGGGUUGAUUUGAUGGAUUUCAAUGGCACUGAACGUUACGCUGAAUAUGGGACGUUUAGUGUGGCUGAUGAAUCAGACAAAUACAGAUUAAAUAUUGGAAAUUAUUCAGGUGACGCAGGCGAUUCUCUUGCUUAUCACAAUGAAAUGCAGUUCACUACCAAAGAUAGCGACAAUGACGUUUGGGAGAAAAAAAAUUGCGCCACAAGGCGCAAAGGAGCUUGGUGGUACAAAGAUUGUCAGCGUGCCAACCUCAAUGGCCUGUACCUGGGUGCAGGUCAAAUAAACAAAACGGGAACAUUAUGGAAGGAGUGGCAGUACUACUCGUUGAAAAAGGCGGAGAUGAAAAUUCGUCCGAGCCACUUUAAGAUUUUUGCACCAUAA